Molecule: messenger RNA, 638 nt
Organism: Nycticebus coucang (slow loris)
Lineage: Eukaryota; Metazoa; Chordata; Mammalia; Primates; Lorisidae
Gene: CMC1
Product: C-X9-C motif containing 1
Exons: 4
Coding region: 167-487 (106 amino acids)
Cellular component (GO): mitochondrion
Source: RefSeq, a predicted model, not a curated record
GGAAGAAAGAAAGGGGCCUGGCUAGGCUGCUCUAAGGGCGUUGCGCUCCUCCUUCCCUGCUAGGGAAAGCUUCCAGAGGCCCCAAGCGUGGCCAAACUCAGGCUCCUCCCCUCCCCGCCCCCUGUCCCGGAGUUGCCACUGGUUGCCUUCUUCUCCGCCGGCCGAGAUGGCCCUCGACCCCGCAGACCAGCAUCUUAGACAUGUCGAAAAAGAUGUUUUGAUCCCUAAAAUGAUGAGAGAAAAGGCCAGAGAGCGGUGUUCUGAACAAGUUCAAGAUUUUACCAAAUGUUGCAAAAACUCUGGAAUCCUUAUGGUGGUGAAAUGCCGGAAAGAAAAUUCUGCAUUGAAAGAAUGUCUAACUUCUUACUAUAAUGAUCCAGCUUUUUAUGAAGAAUGCAAAAUGGAGUAUCUGAAGGAAAGGGAAGAAUUCAGAAGAACUGGAAUUCCUGCGAAGAAAAGGCUACAGAAGCUUCCUACAAGCAUGUAGGCAAAUAUUCCUUUCAUACUCAGGAACUCUAAUAUUCCUAGAAGUCAUUUAUAGUAUAAAUCACCUGAAAUAAUGGACUCAAGAAUGUGUGUUUGCUUUAACCUAAUUAUGGAAAUACUAAGUUUAUCUGAAAUAAAUAUUUUAUUUCAAA